AAUGUAGCUCGCCUUGCUUUGCGAUGGAUGCGUUUUCAGCGCUUCGUAUAUACUCAUAAAUCACACAAUAUAUUUUAGUGCCACGCACGCAUGCUGUCUGACUGUAACGUUAGUCGCAGUGAACGAAUUCAGCUGAUUUUCUGUCUCGCUGAGGCUGAAACUGAAAGCUGCUGCUGUCAAUAUUUGCGCCAGUUGGAGUUCGAUUCGAGUCUCCGCUGGCAAGAAUUGGGCAACAGCGUAAAAAACUAGCAAGGUUGGCCCUUUCUGCAUUAAAUGAAUAGCCAAGGGAUGGAAUCAAAAUCAUGUGAAACCAAGUAUGGAACGAUACUGAUAAACUCCUCCCUGCCUUUUGUGACUGAAAAGAUAGUGUUUUAAAACACGCAAAGGGAGGGCACUAGUUGCAGAUCAGUUGCACAUUCAACAAACACAGUGGGGCAGCAGAAAGGAGGGCACCAGGCUCUGGGCCUUUUAAUAGAGUGUGCAUGGCUUGGUGGGCUCUGGGGCCUAUGAGAUGAAUGAGGAACUGCUGAAUUCUCCUGUCACUGCAAGAAGCCCAAGAGAGCAGAGUGCUCGUAGGGGCAGAGGCAUGGAUGAACAUGGAGGGGCUGAUAAAGCAACAGUAGCCACCACAGAUGAAGUGAAACUUAUGGGCAAUCGGGGUGCUGGCUCUGUGGGUCAGCAUGGGUCACAGUCAAGCUUGGAGUCCCUGCAAAAGGAGACCCAGUCAUCCCCAGGAGACAUGGCGGCUCACUCUCAGGAGCUCAUCUGCGGUGUUACUAGCACAGAGGAGGUGGGGGAAGGUUCUGCGGGCUCAAGAGAGGGUGCUGGGGCCCCCAAAGAUGAACCCCCUGAAGACUGGCUGGAGCCUCUAGAGGAGGAUGAUGAGGACGAUGACCGGCAGAGCUGGGAGCUGGACAUCCUUCCAGGAGAGAUGCACCUGAAUGGUAGACAGGAGGCAGAACUGGAGAGCCUGGCUGGAGAGAGUGAAAGGAGUGGAAGUUUGGCAGGCAGUGAGAGGAACUUCAAAAAGAAGAGCAGAAGCAACAGUGGAGUGUCUGCCCCGAAGCGCAGGAGGCGGCAGAACAUCGCUGAUGAAGAAUGGGAAGAAUGGCCUGUACUGGGAGAAGGCUGGAAACGUAAAGAAGUCUUCCGUCGCUCUGGCUUCAGUGUCGGCAAGACGGACACAUACUACAUGAGCCCCAGUGGUGACCGAUUCAGAAGUAAGAUUGAACUGACCAAACAUCUUUUUGGUGUUAUGGAUCUCUCCACAUUUGACUUCAAAUCUGGAAAAUUCCUAGAUGCAAUCACUUACAGGAAGAUGAGAAGGAGAAGAAAGAAGAGGGACCAAUCUCCCAUCAACAGUGAGCAGAGCGUUUUUUCAGAUAUUAUGGGCCCAGUGGACUGCUGCUAUUCUCCUGAUGCCCCUCUUGGCCACCUCCAUGGUGCUGGAUCUCAGAGACACCAGCCCAUGUCCUUCUUGUCUAGUGGCUCCCUGCAGAAGAGCAGUACCUCCUCGCACUCUCCUUACUCCUUCAGCACUCCCCCGUGUUCAGUUCAAGCAUCCCCGCUUCAGGUGGAUGUGGCAGCACAGUGCCCAGGUAACACUACAUCUCUUGGCCCUGGAAAAGUGACCUCUUUGGGUUGUAGCACUGCAGAUAUGUCAAGCGGCGAACCCCCUUUCCAUCACCUGGAUCCAUCUGAGCCAGGCCCCUCGCUUGCUGCGGGAAAUCCGGCCUCCACACCGGAGAGACCAUAUGGUGCCAAUGGUCAGGGCCAGGACAGCUCCUGGGGUGUCCCAGGGAGCCCCCAGGAAAAGCUCACAGUUCAGCACAUUUUGAGCCCAGAGCUCAUAUCUCUGGAUCCCACUGUCACCGUGAAUGGGGAGGGUGGACGCAGGAACCCAACACCAGACACGUUAUUUUCAAACUGUACCAAAUGUGGUAGUCCAUAUCUUUAUGCGGAUUUGAACAGGAUGGACCAGCCGACUUUGUGCCCAAAAUGCAGGUCUGAGAAGAGGCCAGAUAGCAGAAAUAUUAUCUUCAGAAAGUGGCUUCCGUGUGGGCAGUGUCGUGCUUGCCUUGUCACCGAGGACUGCGGAACGUGUGCCAGCUGCCGCAACGGGCUGCUGAACCCCGACUCCCGGAAGCCUGUGCGAUGCAGGAGGCGGAAAUGUCUCUGCCCCAUCCGCAAGAAUAAAGCCAAGGAUGAGUUGGAGAUGGAGAAUAUGCCGAUACAGCCAUAUUCCAUUUUCCAACAUAGUGAUUCAGAAGAUUUUUCGCUGUUUUUGGAUGAUGAUGACGACAUGGAGGGCGGACCGAAGAAGCGCAAUCGGCGCUCUUGCGGGAUGUGCAAUGCCUGCCUGCACACCACGGACUGCGGCUCCUGUGACUUCUGCAUAGACAAGCCCAAAUUUGGGGGGAGCAACAAGAAAAGGCAGAAGUGUCGACUCCGCCAGUGUCAGAGGCAGGCUAUGAGACACUUGUUGCCUUUCCAGUUGGGAAAGUCUGAAUACCUGACUCCGGAAGGCUGGGUGGGGCUGGGCAGGCCAAGGCCACACUAUCAGUAUGGUGCUCGCAGGGGCAGAUCGCGGAAAUCUGAAGCGUUGUGGGAUGAUAUGGAGUUCACUGAUGAUGAGAAUGAGGAAGGCUACAUGGCUAUAUUCAAGCCAGGGUUUCAUGGGCCUGUGACUGAAGAGGAUGGAGGAGACUUUGCGCAACAUUCACAGAACUAUGUGAAGACAACCAGUGGGAGGCAAGAAGCACUGAAAGAGAAUGGUUUUGCUUCCAAGGUUCUUGAGGCCAACCAACCCUCCAUCUCUGUCUCAGAAGCAAUAUGGGCAUAUGACCAUGUGCCGCAAAUGACCGAGAAAGCUGGUGAGGGGGAUUCUGGGAAGGAGAGGGCGAGUCUGGACCUGGGCGAGAAUAUGCGGGUAGUGGAGGUGGACACUGGAGAAUCUCACGUGCAGGAGGUCACACCUAUGAUCACCCAGAUAUUUAGCCUGGCAGACAAUGCCCAGACGGGCGUUGGAACAGAGCUCCCAAUUAACCGUGAACUCCUGCAGCUCCUUGAGGAUCUGCGAAGGGCAGUGCUGCCAGUGCACUGGGUGGGACUAAUUGUGGAAGGCCCAAGGCUGCAGCUGGUUCAGUGCUCCAAGUUGUCCACCAUGGCUGACACCGUGGUGCAGAUUGAGUCUGGUUUCCACUACCAGGUUAGUGUGCAGGACCAGCCACUUCUCCUCACCCACCCAUUGUAUGAGGUCCACCCGUCCCGCCUGGUCUCUGUGGUCCAUGUUGUCUCACUGUUGUUGGACCUGGAGAGGUACGCUGUGUGUCAGGGCUACCCAGUCACUGUUCCUUGGGCUGGCCUCGAACCUACAUCCUACGUGCGGGCAGCCACCUGCGACUUCCUGGUACCGCGGACAAAGGAACGAUGCGCCAAGUGCAGCGUCGCUCCGCUGAGGCUGUGAAGAAUCAAGUCAUGCGUCUCAUGAGGCUUUUGCUCAAGUCCUACAGGACUCUAUGCAGCUUCAAAGGCGCCUUUUGCUGAUAUCUCCCAGUGGAUUUUCACAAACGUCAGCAAAGCCAAGCAUGCUGAAUGUGAAUACAGAGUCAAGGUUUCUAAGAAGCCUGUCAUUUGCUUUUAGGUUUAUUUCAGGUUUAUUUUGUACUCGGCUGGGGAUGACCUGGACAGAUAUUGGAAUGUAAAACAUUCUCCAUUAUCACCACCAAUCAGUGAAGUUAUGGUGCCAUAGAAAUCCUGAAUAUAUAUUUUUUCCUUCCAGAUGUUUAUUUCAUUUAAAAGGAAAAAAAGAUAUAAUCUUGCUGACUACCUCUUACUCAGGUUUUUGUUCAACAUUCUGUUUCAGUUCUGGGUUGUUUCAAACUGAUUAUUAAGAUGAAGUACCCAUUUUUUUGGUUGUAUAGAAUUUCUCUUGUGGAGAAAAAAAAGGUCACUAAGAAGUUAAAGGGUUUUUGAGAUUUCAGAAGCUUUCAUAUGGUGUAAAACAUUUUAUAGUUGUUCUUCCCUAGGCAACCUUCCAAUGUGAUGUGUAUGAAACACCCAACACAUGUGCCCUACUUUUAAGGUUGCCCAGAGUAUUUGCAGUAAUUCCUUUUUGGUUUCUAAUCUCACAGGAUGCAUAUUGCCAGUGGUGUUAUAAAUGAAAAUAUUAUAAAUGCUGCUUCUUGCGCUGUCUCCUGUGCAAUGAACAACUUAUCAGUAAUAUGAGAAAGUAGAACUUAAUAAAAGCUAAAUUGUGUGCAUAUUGUAGAAAUAAAAAUAUUAAAUCAAUUAGCGAGUGCCAAACAAUUUCAGGAAGAGGCAAAUGCAUUAACGGUAUCAUAAUAGGUCUGGUUCAUUUGUUUAGAUCAUGUUAGCAGAACUGGAAAUCUCGUUCAUGUAAUGACUUUCAUCACGUUAAAACUAUAUUUAAAACUUAAUUUGCUCUCUAAGGUUGGAAUUGCCCCCUUGUUAUACUUUUACAACAACUAGAACAAUGAACAUGAAUCGUGAAUGAGACAUUAAUUGCACCAUCUGUGCAUUUCUGUGAGUUUCUUCUGAUAGUCUGUAAGGUGCAUUAACUGUGUGUGUUGGGCAAACUGUGCUGGCAGUACAUAAACACCUCAUUUUGCUCUUAGACAAGCGUAACUGAAUGAAUACGGUCUACGUUGACAAAGUCAUAGUAGGGCGCUUAUUUACAAUAUGCUUUGCAGCUCGGCUGUUAUAACAUAUGUUUUAUGUUUCAUUACCUCUUUUACCUGUUGAACAUCCUUGUUCAUGUGAUUUAAGAUUCAGUUAUAAAUAGGAUUUGUUUAGUUCCUCAGUUGUAGAGGCAGCUUUGUUUUGCACAUUAUGCCUUUAGGGGAAAACUCUGCACCACUUGUUCAUUUUAUUUUUUCUCCUUCUUGCAGUAGAACUGUAAAAAAAAAAAAUUGUAUUAAAAUGAUUGGCUUAACGUUUUAGCACUGUGAUGUUGGUACGAUGAUGCUGCAAUUUGAAUAAAACUAUAAUUCUGUUUCCUACAUUCACCACUUGAGAAGAGAAUUAUGAAAUUGGGAGAUGAAACAUUUGAGUAAAUGUAAUUUGCUAUUGAUGAGGUAUUUUUUCAAAUAUCAAGCUAUCCUUAUAUUUUUGUUUACAAAGCUCAUGUUGCCAAAACUACUGGACAUGAAAAUCUUCAUAGCUUUACAAAAUGUACAGCAACUCUCCCAAAUGCUAUUAGUAUAUGAUGAUCACCUUUUAUGACUGAAAGCUUUGUUCCUUGAUAAAUCAGUAUGGCAACUAAGACUUUAUAAAGUGGCACAGUAAGGUGGAAACGACCAAGAAAUGGGUUGUCUUGGGGCACAAAAAAUGGCACCGUUUCUUCUGGGCUUGGUGAACUGCAGAACUUCCAUUGAAACUGGAUAAGGUUCAUCAGGAGAAACACUGCACUAUUUACUCAGUACAGCUUUACUGCCACAUUCUGAAACAGACAAAACUUUAGAAAACAAUUUGUGUCAUGAGAAUCUACCCCCC
Messenger RNA from Scleropages formosus (Asian bonytongue), 5514 nucleotides. RefSeq names its product methyl-CpG binding domain protein 1b (gene mbd1b). The record is from RefSeq and is a predicted model, not a curated record. Gene Ontology annotation, biological process: negative regulation of transcription by RNA polymerase II; DNA methylation-dependent constitutive heterochromatin formation. Bases 512 to 3466 code for a protein of 984 amino acids. NCBI's taxonomy places the organism in Eukaryota, Metazoa, Chordata, Actinopteri, Osteoglossiformes, Osteoglossidae. Gene Ontology annotation, cellular component: nucleus. Gene Ontology annotation, molecular function: zinc ion binding; methyl-CpG binding. The transcript has 15 exons.